AAACAUCCUCUUACGUCGACAUCCACAAGAGGAGCGAGAGAGGGAGAGCUGAGCGCGGCACGCGGGUAGAUCCUCUCAAACCAUUUUACCUGCUCUGUCGCUAAACCAUGUCGUUGAGCCCAAAGCACACAACGCCGUUUUCAGUGACAGACAUCCUGAGCCCGAUUGAGGAGACCUACAAGAAGUUUGGUGGCAUGGACGGUGCUGGCAACCUCGGACCUCCUCUGGGGGGCUACCGUCAAGCCCAGGUCUCCCAGUCCAGCAUGCAGCAACACGCCAUGGGACACAACGCCACGGUGGCGACCACUUACCAUAUGCCACACGGCGUCUCUCAGUUUUCACACGGGGCCAUGGGAGGCUACUGCAACGGGAGUAUUGGCAACAUGGGGGAACUGCCCUCAUACCAGGACACCAUGAGGAACAGCGCUACAGGGAGUGGCUGGUACGGCGGUACGAACCCGGAUCCCAGAUAUUCAACAAUCUCCCGCUUCAUGGGGACAUCUUCAGGGAUGAACAUGUCUGGAAUGGGGACUUUAGCGGGAAUGACAGAUUCCACCAAGCCUAUGGCACCUUUGCACGCAGCCCCAAGGAGAAAGAGAAGAGUAUUGUUCUCCCAGGCCCAAGUCUACGAGCUGGAGCGACGCUUCAAGCAGCAGAAGUACCUGUCCGCUCCCGAGAGAGAACACCUGGCGAGCAUGAUUCACCUCACCCCGACCCAGGUCAAGAUCUGGUUCCAAAACCAUCGCUACAAGAUGAAACGCCAGGCCAAAGACAAGGCUACUCAACAAAUGCAGCAGGAGAAUAACCUGUGUCAGCAGCAACAGUCUCCCAGGAGGGUGGCCGUGCCAGUGCUUGUGAAAGACGGUAAGCCCUGUCAAAACGGCUCCAGCACCCCUACCCCCAGCCAACAAGCUCAGCAGCAACAGGGCGCCAAUGGGAUCCUCCCAGUCGCCAGCAACACCAUCUCUCAGCAACAGAAUCAACAAGUGAAUUCACUCGCUCAAACCCAAGAUCUCGCCCAAGUGUCGCCAAAUCCAUCGUCUAUUCACAAUUCGGUCACUAACAUGUCUCAAAUGGACACGGCUACUGCAGACUACACGGGUAAUAUGGUGAAUCCUGGCCUGCUGUACGGUCGGACCUGGUAGAAAUUCCUUACCAAGGCACGAGUGGAGAUGGGUGAGACAUUUGUAUAAGGUUUGGACUGGCAAACUUUGCAAAACAUACCCAGAACUGCAGCACUCGGGUUCUUUUGGACGUGGUUCUUUUCUGAAAUCUGAGGAACAAUUGACAUGCAACGUAAUGUUAACUUGGAGCCCUCACAGACUUUGGGAAAAGACGCCGCAACACAUAAGAUAAAUACCGGUUAAAUUUUAAAAAAAUUGUGACCAUUUGGAUUUGUUUAGACUGUUGUGUAAUUGUAGUUAACAAGUUGUUGAAUUGGAUCGUGAAUGCUGUUCCAAAUUCGGGGGAGUCAACACGACCAUACACCAGGUAGAACAAUGAAGUGCGAAAUACCAAUUCAUCCAUGGCCCAGCAAUGUUCUACUGGCAACACUAAUACCUUCCAGAUCUUGUUGCGAAUUAGCUGUACAUUCUUGUAAAUUAAUCUCUGGAUUGUGCAGUCAGUUCGAUGUGGUAGCUUAUUGAUUCAAGACUGAAUUAUAUACCCUUCAGAGUUUGGUUAAUUUAAAACAAGGAGCAGAUUGCUGAUGUAAAAAUUUUUUAUAUAUAAAAUGAAAAAAAAAUCAGCAUUAAUGCUUCAAACAGAAAUAAAGCCCUCGGUUUAAGGGAAUGUGCUUGAGACCGACAAAUUGUGAAGUGUGGUUUGAAACUAGUGUGACAUAGAAAGCCACAAAAUGGCCACAAUAUUAGUGAGUAAUCUGGUGGGGGGGGGGGAAUUAAGGAAUAAAUAGCAUGAAAGGAAAACUGUUUCACGAUAAUUUGCCUCUAUUGUUACUGUUAGAACCAGCUAAAAAGCAAUGCGGUUAGCAAUUUGGAAUUGCCGUGUCAUCUAUGAGCUCCUUCGCUGCAUCCAGGCGGUCUAUAAUCCGUUUCGAACGACCAUCGCCUUUAACUAGGCACCGUGGACAUGCCGUACCAAAGCGGCUUUUACUGUCAAUGGGAUCUAACGCGAUUUUGAGCAGUUUUUUUUAGUGGGAAUUCCGAAACAUGUUCAGGAUAUCUCGGGUCUCUCGUGACAUUGUUUCCAACUCAGCAUAUUUUUCGGGGGAUGGUAUUGUUUAUUUAAGUUAAACACGGGAAAUGGACAGCCAGAAAAGAAACGUGGCUUCGUUUAAAUAUUUCCAUAUUUAUAAUUGAACGAGCUUUACAAAGAGACUGAUGCAAAAUCUACGCAUUAUUGACAUUGUUCUCAUCUCGAUGUUGGUUUGUCUAUUGUUGACAUUUAUGUCAAUGGGGAAUUUUAGGUCUUGUUAUUUAUUAUAACGUUUUUAAAAUUCAUUGAAGAUGUCAAACGUAUUUUUCAUCAAAUGCAUACUCGCACAGUUAGAAUAGAAAGAAAACGAAUCAUUUUUAUUACGAAUGACUGUAGACCGGUUGUAAAAUAAACUGUCAUGAAAUCGCCAAAUGCACACUCGGGAUGAUCUCACGGCCGAAUUAUGUUGCCGCAUUUGGCAGAUUGCAGAAUUGUUGAAACGUUGCUCCUGUUUUCACCCCGAUAUCUCUCUCUCUCUCCAACGCGAAAACUGCGUGGAUUCCGAUUAAACCGGAAUCAUCUAAAUUCCUAGCAAUUGAAAUUUGAUUAAAACACCAACAGGGGAGAGA
This is a messenger RNA of Stegostoma tigrinum, 2783 nucleotides long. RefSeq names its product thyroid transcription factor 1-like. Gene Ontology annotation, biological process: cell differentiation; regulation of transcription by RNA polymerase II. The record is from RefSeq and is a predicted model, not a curated record. NCBI's taxonomy places the organism in Eukaryota, Metazoa, Chordata, Chondrichthyes, Orectolobiformes, Stegostomatidae. Gene Ontology annotation, cellular component: nucleus. The coding region runs from base 108 to 1145 and encodes 345 amino acids. Gene Ontology annotation, molecular function: RNA polymerase II cis-regulatory region sequence-specific DNA binding; DNA-binding transcription factor activity, RNA polymerase II-specific. The transcript is spliced from 2 exons.